Lottia gigantea (owl limpet) is the source of this 351-nucleotide messenger RNA. RefSeq lists its product as hypothetical. The transcript has a single exon. The annotation marks the transcript as partial. Lineage: Eukaryota; Metazoa; Mollusca; Gastropoda; Lottiidae. The record is from RefSeq and is a predicted model, not a curated record.
CGAUGCCUUUGUGGUUUAUCUCAUCACUUUAUAAGACAUGGGCAUUUCCAGACACGAUGCCUUUAUGGUUUAUCUCAUUGCUUCAUAAGACAUGGGCAUUUCCAGACACCAUGCCUUUGUGGUUUAGCUCAUUGCUUUAUAAGACAUGGGCAUUUACAGACUCCAUGCCUUUAUGGUUUAUCUCAUUGCUUUAUAAGACAUGGGCAUUUCCAGACACCAUGCCUUUGUGGUUUAUCUCAUUGCUUUAUAAGACAUGGACAUUUCCAGACACGAUGCAUUUAUGGUUUAUCUCAUUGCAUUAUAAGACAUGGGCAUUUCCAGACAGCAUGCCUUUGUGGUUUAUCUCAUUGC